Messenger RNA from Perkinsus marinus ATCC 50983, 1464 nucleotides. RefSeq names its product Charged multivesicular body protein 4B, putative. NCBI's taxonomy places the organism in Eukaryota, Perkinsozoa, Perkinsida, Perkinsidae. Gene Ontology annotation, biological process: late endosome to vacuole transport via multivesicular body sorting pathway; vesicle budding from membrane. The coding region runs from base 1 to 1464 and encodes 487 amino acids. The record is from RefSeq and is a predicted model, not a curated record. The transcript is spliced from 12 exons. Gene Ontology annotation, cellular component: multivesicular body.
AUGUCGAUGAGCAGGGAGCCCAGUAGCAGCGUCUGCCUUCCUCUGCCCUUACGACAGGAGCUCGAGCUCGACAACAACUUCAACCAAUCACGAGUAUGUAGCACAUACAAUGGUCAUGACAAUGAAGCGUAUAAAGUGAAGUACUGGUCUGAUCUAAUCUCAACGGUUUUACAAUAUGAAGGAGGUGUAGCGACGACAUGCACAGAGGUGCGGAAGUGGUGGGCCCGGCAUGUGAACCCUCGGCAAGCCCUGCCGAGUCUGCCUGCCAUCAUAGCGGAGUCAAACGAGAUAUUGACCGAGACACAGACAGCUAGAGAGUAUGCAGAUCUAUGGUCUCAACCGGCAGUAACAGCAGUAGCAGGAGCCGCUGAGAACAACGCGGGGUCAGGACUGAUCACCAAAAUGGCAGCCAUCGUCCGAGGACUGAUCUGGAGCAGCGAUAGUACAGCUGAUGAAAAGGACGUAGGAGAUGAUACCGUACUGUUAUCGAGACGGCAACUAUCCCAGCUAACGGCCAGAGUGUUGAGGAGGACCUCUGCUGCUCACGACAAUUCGGUCUUAACACUGCAAGAGUUCGAUCACAUUGUGGAGGAGGAACUAACGAGCAUGAGAGCCACUUCGGUUGGAUUCGGGCUCAGUGUCCCAGCCUGUGGAAAGGCAAAGGAGGCUGUUUUAGCGUACAUGGCGUCGGUCGGGAAGGCAUCAGUGUUCUGUGAUACUGUGGGUACGACCUCGGGGAUGUUGCGGGGUGUGAAGGUGGGCAGCCCUACAGCAGCAGGCCCUGUCGAUAAGGCACAUCUGGUCCAUAGAAUAGCCUUGGGCAGAAUCGACUCCAUGGAGGAGUCUCUCACAGCUGCAUGGUCUAAGGCUGACAGUCGGGCUCGAGAACACCUUCGUGCUGGUCGCAAGCCUUUAGCGUUGCAAGCAUUGAAGGAACGGUCUCUACUGCAGGGCCGACUAGACGAGCUAGGUAAAUAUCGUCUUCAGCUCCAGAGCACUAGUAAGGCCUUGGCUGUGAGGAGGAAGAAGCAGCCUAUAGCAACUCUGUCAGGCGGGUUCACAGCAACAGCUGAAAUACAGAGUAUAGUGGUUGAGGCUCUUUCGGCAAGCACGAUGAUGGCAAAGGAACAGAAAGUCGACUUGGAACACGUUGAUAAGCUAGCCGAGGAUAUGCAGGAAGUGAGAGAAGACAUAGAACUGGUGUCGGAUGCCAUAGCGGCGAUGUCUCUGAAUGGUGGUGCUGCAGUAGAACAGGAUCCCGACCUGCAGGCUGAGCUCGAUAAGCUCAUGGACGAGCAACAGGAUAUUGACGUGAUUGCUGUUAAGGAGCAGGUUGCAGCAGCACCGUCUGUCCCGACAGAUGUCGUAGGAGGGGAGCCGGUGAAAACUAUCUUUUCCGAAGACUCGAAAGCUAACAGCACAGCGAGUUCCCCUUCAAGAUUGAUGAUGUCCGAACCAGUGUAG